Messenger RNA from Dioscorea cayenensis subsp. rotundata (Guinea yam), 1086 nucleotides. RefSeq names its product zinc finger protein ZOP1-like. Gene Ontology annotation, molecular function: RNA binding; zinc ion binding. The transcript has 5 exons. Gene Ontology annotation, cellular component: precatalytic spliceosome; nucleus. The record is from RefSeq and is a predicted model, not a curated record. Lineage: Eukaryota; Viridiplantae; Streptophyta; Magnoliopsida; Dioscoreales; Dioscoreaceae. Bases 177 to 956 code for a protein of 259 amino acids. Gene Ontology annotation, biological process: mRNA splicing, via spliceosome.
UCAAGCUUGUUCAAGCUUGGAAAGAAGAGACCAAAGGCCUCUCCGAACCCCUGCUUCUUCUCCGCUGUGCGACGUCUAGGGUUUUGCAUCUUCGAAUCCAUCUCUUCUUGAAGUUCUUGGCUUCCUCUCUUUGUAUCAUCAGCACAGGAUCGCUGUGUUUCGCUCUCUCUUCCAACAUGACAGAGUACUGGGUUAGUCAGGGAAAUAAAUGGUGCGACUUCUGCAAGAUUUAUAUAGCCAAUAACUCAUUAAGUAUCAGAACACAUGAGCUUGGUCAGCGUCAUAAGGACAAUGUUAAUAAAAGGAUUGCUACCAUGAGAAAAGAAAGCGCUGCCAAGGAGAAGCAGAAAAAGGAUGCAGCCCGUGCCCUUCAGCAAAUAGAAGAGAAAGCUAAACGUAGUUAUCAGAAAGAUUUAGCAUCAUUUCAAGAAGCCAAGAAUUCUUGUGGCCAGACUGUGGAUGAGGAAAAUCCAGAGUGGGAGUAUGAUGCUACUUCUGGAUACUACUACUGUCAGGAUAAUGGACACCAUUUUGACCCAAAUACUGGCUUAUUCUACUCUAAUGAAUUAGGCAAGUGGAUUACACAGGAUGAAGCAUUCACAUCUCAUGUUUCAAAACCAGGCAUAAGUCAUUCAUCAAAUACAAAAGAUGGUAAACACCUUUCUAAGAAGCCUUCUUCAACUCCGGGGACUUCAUCAUCUGGUGCACACGAUAUUACUGCUUCAGAAAGUAAAGCCGGCCCUGCUCCAGGUCGUGUUGUCUCAACAACUUUGAAUCCCAUGAGGUUUGUUAAAGGUGCUCAAUCAUCAAUUGCUAUUCAGAAAAGAAAGAGGGAAGGGGAGAAGACAAAAGCCAUAUCAAAGGAAGAAGAGGCUGCUCUAAGAGCACGAGAAGCCGCGAAGAAAAGAAUGGAAGAGAGAGAAAAACCAUUGCUGGGCCUUUACAGGUCAUAUUGAUCAACUCUGGUGGAUUUUAUAACAUUAAUGUCUUUUUGUUGAUAUAGAAUCUAUUUUCCCAUUCUAAUGCAAGUUGUGUUUGAUUGUCUAACUCACCAUCUGAUUCAUAAAACCAUGCUUGCUUGUGUUA